AUUAAAGACAGCGCACUUAGCAAAAGCACCUGUCCACCCUCCUCUCUACAGGAAGCCGCUCAGGAGGGUCACUGCGGCAAGGAGCCAUGGCUGAAGACCGAGGCAAGAAAGACUCCAUCGGGAUGGAUAUGAAGGGGGGUCAGACAAACAACGGGUUUGUCCAAAAUGAAGACAUCCCAGAGCUGGAGCCAGAACCCAGCAUUUCCGUGGAUGGCCCGCAGCACCAGGCUGUGAGCAUCACAGGCCCAGCGGAGCCCGACCCCCAGGGCGUGCGGCCCUACGCUGGGAUGCCCAAGGAGGUGCUGUUCCAGUUCUCAGGCCAGGCCCGCUACCGCGUGCCCCGGGAGAUCCUCUUCUGGCUCACCAUCGUGGCUGUGCUGCUGCUCAUUGCGGCCACCGUGGCCAUCAUCGCCGUCUCUCCAAAGUGCCUCGACUGGUGGCAGGCGGGGCCCAUGUACCAGAUCUACCCAAGGUCUUUCAAGGACAGCGACAAGGAUGGCAAUGGAGAUCUGAAAGGUAUUCAGGAUAAACUGGACUACAUCACUGCUUUAAAUAUAAAAACUAUUUGGAUUACUUCAUUUUAUAAAUCAUCCCUUAAAGAUUUCAGAUAUGGCGUUGAAGAUUUCCAAGAGAUUGACCCUAUUUUUGGAACAAUGAAAGACUUUGAGGAUCUGCUUGCAGCCAUACACGAUAAAGGUUUAAAAUUAAUAAUUGAUUUCAUACCAAACCACACCAGUGAUAAACAUCCUUGGUUUGAAAUGAGUAGGACACGGACCGGGAAAUACACUGAUUAUUACAUCUGGCGCGACUGUGCUCACGAAAACGGUAUAACCAUCCCCCCCAACAACUGGUUAAGCGUGUAUGGAAACUCCAGCUGGCACUUUGAUGAAGUGAGAAGGCAAUGUUAUUAUCACCAGUUUAUGAAAGAGCAACCGGACUUAAACUUCCGGAACCCUGACGUUCAGGAAGAAAUAAAAGAAAUAAUACAGUUCUGGCUCACGAAGGGUGUCGAUGGCUUUAGUUUCGAUGCGGUUAAAUUUCUUUUGGAAGCAAAAGACCUGAGAGAUGAGAUCCAAGUCAAUAAGUCCCAAAGUCCGGACACUGUUACUCGCUACUCAGAGUUGUACCAUGACUUCACCGCUACCCAGGUGGGAAUGCACGACAUUGUCCGGAGCUUCCGGCAGACCAUGGACCAGUACAGCCGGGAGCCCGGCAGAUACAGGUUCAUGGGGACCGGAGCCUCCGCAGAGAGCAUCGACAGGACCAUGAUGUACUAUGGGCUGCCAUUCGUCCAAGAAGCUGAUUUCCCGUUCAACAACUACUUUACCACCCUACACACUCUGUCUGGGAACCUUGUGCAUGAGGUUAUCUUAUCCUGGAUGGGAAACAUGCCGGAAGGAAAGUGGCCUAACUGGAUGACUGGUGGACCGGACAGUGCUCGGCUGACCUCUCGUUUGGGGAACCAAUACGUCAACACCAUGAACAUGCUGCUUUUUACACUUCCCGGAACACCUAUCACUUACUAUGGGGAGGAAAUAGGGAUGAGGGAUAUUUCAGCCAUAAAUAUCAACGAAAGCUAUGAUACUAGUACUCUCCUUUCGAAGUCGCCCAUGCAGUGGGACAACAGUUCGAACGCUGGGUUUUCUGAAGGAAAUCACACCUGGUUACCUGCCAACUCCGAUUACCACACUGUCAACGUCCAGGUCCAAAAGACUCAGCCAAGUUCGGCUUUGAAACUGUACCAAGAGUUGAGUCUACUUCAUGCCAACGAGCUGCUCAUCAACAGGGGCUGGUUCUGCCUUCUGAGCAACGCCAGCCACUCUGUCGUGUACACAAGGGAGCUGGACGGCAUAGACAGGGUCUUUCUUGUGGUUCUGAAUUUUGGAGACUCAACGCUGCUAAAUCUACAGGAAAUGAACUUAGGGCUCCCUACAAAACUGAGAGUCAGAGUAAGUACCAACCCCGCCUCCGAGCGCAGUGAGGUUGACUCGGUUGGCGUUUCUCUGGAGGAGGGAGAAGGGUUAAUCCUGGAGUACAACACGAAGAAUCUCCUGCAUCAGCAAGCGGCGUUCAGAGACAGAUGCUUUAUUUCCAAUCGAGCCUGCUACUCCAGCGCCUUGAACAUACUGUACAGCGUGUGCUAGGGAACUCUCAAAGACGCUGACGCCCGCACUUGUGUCUGACUUCACGCAGAGCACGCUGCUGGGUAGACUUCACAAGCGGUCACUCAGUCUCACUUGCUGUCACUUGAAUGUAACUGCUUUAGGAAAGGUUCUCAGAGGUGUAAAAUAAUAAUAAAAUGUUUAAAAAAA
Messenger RNA from Chinchilla lanigera (long-tailed chinchilla), 2312 nucleotides. RefSeq names its product solute carrier family 3 (amino acid transporter heavy chain), member 1 (gene Slc3a1). NCBI's taxonomy places the organism in Eukaryota, Metazoa, Chordata, Mammalia, Rodentia, Chinchillidae. The record is from RefSeq and is a predicted model, not a curated record. The transcript has 10 exons. Gene Ontology annotation, biological process: carbohydrate metabolic process; amino acid transport. Bases 87 to 2144 code for a protein of 685 amino acids.